UUUAUCCCACCAUCAACUGCCACUCUCCAUUGUGAAUGUCUCGACUCCCAUGCCCGCGUCAGCUCCCAUCCCAGUAGCCCACUUCCCACUAACUUCCCACCAUCCAAGAUGAGCGUCCCAAUUCAGCCCGCCUCCAACCCCACCCUAUCCCGCAAUCCUCCGCAAUCCCCCCCAGCCCAACAUUUCCGCUCUCAACCCGCGGCCGGCGCCGUCUCACCCCUCAACAACAUCCCCACUGACAUCGCCACCCACCGCGCACUCCUCUUCGCACUUGACACCCCCGUGCAACUCACGCCCGCCGUCUGGGACCGCUUCUGGCCAUACAUCGAUAAUGUCUGGUGCGUGCAUCAGAAACCGCACCCGUCCUCCUCCACCGGCAUCGCUAAGAUCUACGGCGGCUGUCGACUAAACCGCAAGACCAAUUUCCCACCGCCGGUGAUUCACGAGCACUCACGACCCCGGCAAAGGCGCGAAGGCGGGACAUGCAAGGCAAAGUUUAGGCUGACGCUGUAUCCCGAUGGUCGUAGGGUUGUGGAACGCAUGGGCGAGGGCCAUUCGCAUACCCUCGAACAUAUUGAUUCGAUUAAGCGGAAUACCGGCGUGCGGAACCUUGUGCUGGAUGAUUUUUUCAAGUCCUGGGAAGCUGGAGGCAUUCUCGCAUUCCUGCGAGACACUUCUGCAGCCGGCGACCCUGAAAAAGAUGCAUUAAAAGAUGCCGGGGGUUUAUAUUUGUCGCGUCAGGAGGUCCAAAACAUUCUCAAUGGCGCGCUCAAGAAAGCGUAUCCGGGGCAGGAUAUCUCGGAGGUUAAGAAGCAGAUGGAUAAGUAUAAGAAUUACACGACAUGUAAUUUUAAGGGUUGCAAUGCGCCCGCGUUUCCGGAUAUAAAGACGUUGAUGGAACAUAGGCGGAGUGUGCAUGGGUUGAAGAGUCAUGAUCAUAGUGACAAGGUGUAUAGUUGUCCAGAUAAGGGAUGUUGGAGGAGGAAGAAAAGUAAGGGGUUUGCGACGUUGUUGGGGUUGGAGGAACAUGUUAGAGAGAAACAUGGGAGUGGGAGUCAGAUCCAAGGAAUGCAGGGCCAGGGUGAUGGUCUCCUCGAUCCGAUUCUGGCGAAUCAGCUCAGUGGGAUCGGGAAUUUGAAUCUUCCGCUCAAUAUCAAUAUGUCGAAUCUCGCCCCCGUGAUAGCGAACCUUGGUUCUCUGCCUCUUUUGUCAGAUCCGAUCACCCCUGAUUCUUCGGGCGAGGAACAGGGACAGGUGCAGGAUAUGAUAACAGAGUCACAGGGUGUGGAGGAGGCGAGUAGGGCGCUGAGCCAUAUGGAAAAAGAGGGGAUGAAAAUUAGGAUUAAGAGGUUGAUGAUUGAGAGGCAAAAGUUGGAUACCGAGAUUAAGAGGCUGAACAAGGCGGUUUGGGGAGAUGAGAGGGGCGAGAUGGUUCCACAGGAAUUGUUAGAGGAGCAUGGAAAUGCUGUUGGGGAUGGAGGUGUAGGCUGAAGGGAUGGUAGAAUGGUAAGCAAAAUAGAACUGGUAAAAAGGGACGCCCGAUUCCGAGACACAUCGGCGAGUAUCCGUGUUGCAGGAAGAUAAUGCUCUAUCGCUCGAGAAAGCACACUCCUACGCCGUGUCCUUUGACACGCAUCGUUGA
This is a messenger RNA of Lindgomyces ingoldianus, 1642 nucleotides long. RefSeq lists its product as uncharacterized. The record is from RefSeq and is a predicted model, not a curated record. Lineage: Eukaryota; Fungi; Ascomycota; Dothideomycetes; Pleosporales; Lindgomycetaceae. The transcript has a single exon. The coding region runs from base 109 to 1491 and encodes 460 amino acids.